Messenger RNA from Auxenochlorella protothecoides, 165 nucleotides. RefSeq lists its product as hypothetical. The record is from RefSeq and is a predicted model, not a curated record. The transcript has 3 exons. Lineage: Eukaryota; Viridiplantae; Chlorophyta; Trebouxiophyceae; Chlorellales; Chlorellaceae. Bases 1 to 165 code for a protein of 54 amino acids.
AUGGUCGACUGCCCAAAGUGCGCGAACGGCUGCAAGUGCGGCGAUCACUGCGAGUGCGAGGCUGGAUGUACCUGCUGCGGCAAAUGCGAGAAGUCGUGUAAGGGCGAGUGCACCUGCACCAAGGGCGAGUGCGAGUGCAAGGACUGCUCGUGCUGCAAGGCCUGA